CAAGAAAUGCAGGGAGAAGGAGAGGAGGCUGACUUCCUGACUGCAGUGAGGGGUAACCCUAAUGCUCCUCUGCUACGAGAGAUACUGAGGGCCAAGAAGGAUUUGCUAACUAAGAUGAAUCGCAUGUACAACUCUUUUCUUGGAGACACUCAGCAAUUGUAUAGUGACGAGGUGAGGAGGACUCCUUCUGUUGCAGAGUCUUUAACUACACCACGUCGCCUUUCCCUUCCAUCUCCUGUGUCCACAUCAGCUCAGUCUCUGCAGCAAGACUUUCGCCGGGGCCAGCAUGGGAGCCUUUUUUACUACUUCUAGUACACCCAAUUCCCCUCCCCGCAUACGCACUUGUUUGCUGAAAGAUUACCUUUUGGUGCCAGGUGCUAAAUGGUCUCAUUUGAAGCAGGGAGAUGAAGUGGUGCUGACAGGGAGACUGGAAAGUGGCUGGUUCCGCUGCCUUGCCCACACAGAUGUGGGGGCCACAGAGGAGGGAAUGGACAUCUUUCCUGGCUAUAUCCACAUAUCUGAUGACAACUGCGAUAGUCUACCAGAUACACCAUCUCCACAACUAGAUAGUGCUGACAC
Molecule: messenger RNA, 579 nt
Organism: Geodia barretti
Lineage: Eukaryota; Metazoa; Porifera; Demospongiae; Tetractinellida; Geodiidae
Source: the annotation of a GenBank genome assembly